AUGGCUUCAUUCAUCACCACCAUGUCUGUCCCCGCUACCCCUCCUAUUGCUCAUGUUCCUUGCCCUGGAGAGAGUGCCUCUCACUGCUCGCAAUCCAAGUCCCCUUCUACCAGCCCUACCCUGUAUCAGACCACUCGCUUUUCUUAUGUCCCCUUCUUGGAGCCUCCCUCAUACCUGUCACCCGCGGUGCGCGCACUCAAACAAGGCUGUCUUGGACUAACACCUCCCAGUAAUGCCCGCACCCGCGCUCCCUUCAAGCCCCGCUCGGCCGCGAAGGGCACGAGUAGCUACCAGCUACGACAAUUCGCGGAAGCCACACUUGGAAGCGGAAGCUUGCGCAAGGCCGUCAGGUUGCCCGAAGGCGAGGACUUGAAUGAAUGGCUCGCCGUGAAUAUUGUCGACUUCUACAACCAGAUCAACCUUCUUUACGGCUCAAUAACUGAGUUCUGCUCGCCGCAGACAUGUCCCGAGAUGAAGGCCACAGAUGAGUUCGAGUACCUCUGGCAAGACUCGGAGAACUACAAGCGCCCGACCAAGAUGUCUGCCCCGGAAUAUAUCGAACACUUGAUGUCCUGGGUCCAGGGUAACGUCGACAACGAACAGAUGUUCCCUAGUCGAAUUGGUAUGAUUCCCUCGCCGUCUCAUGGUCUAGUCCCAUUGCUUACCUAUCUGUUUGUUAAAGGCGUUCCAUUCCCCAAGACCUUCCCCAGCCUUCUUCGCCAGAUCUUCAAGCGUUUAUAUCGCGUCUACGCUCACAUCUACUGCCAUCAUUACCCCGUAGUGGUGCACCUCGGUCUCGAACCUCACCUCAACACCAGCUUCAAGCACUAUGUCUUGUUCAUUGACGAGCACAAAUUGGCCAGCGGAAAGGAUUUCUGGGGUCCGCUGGGUGAUCUGGUGGAUAGUAUGUUGCGCAGUGACUAA
Penicillium paradoxum is the source of this 924-nucleotide messenger RNA. RefSeq names its product Mob1/phocein family protein. Gene Ontology annotation, molecular function: protein kinase activator activity. NCBI's taxonomy places the organism in Eukaryota, Fungi, Ascomycota, Eurotiomycetes, Eurotiales, Aspergillaceae. Bases 1 to 924 code for a protein of 307 amino acids. Gene Ontology annotation, cellular component: cytoplasm; nucleus. Gene Ontology annotation, biological process: signal transduction; positive regulation of protein phosphorylation; cell division. The transcript has 3 exons. The record is from RefSeq and is a predicted model, not a curated record.